CAUUGAUUAAGGGAACACAGCGAUUUUUUGAAUGGCAUAUUGACCUUGAGAUACUAAAUGAAUGCAAAGGGAUGGUUGCGGGUUCCUGAAAGGCCAUGUUAAGCAAGAGUCCGUCCUUGAAAAAUCUAUGAAAACUUUUGGAAUGGAGACUGAACGGUCAAAUUUAUUGGCUGUUGCCAAGAUAGUUGUGAGAGAUCUGAUACAAUAUACAUAUGGUCGACAACAAGUGUCUUUUGAUGAAACUUUUUUUUCGAUUAUACCUGGAAAUGUCCCUAAUGGUGAAGUUUCAAAUAUUAUCUGGCUACUACUUUGUGUUAUUGAACACUGCCUUUGUCAUGGAUUGCGCCACGAAUACACCACCACUAAUUCCGCUUAUAGUACUCGUGAAGGGACUAUGGCUAAAGAAUUUUUAAGGAACACUACAAGUGUUAUUCGACGAGCAUGUGAUCAUGUGACAUCUACUGCAAAUAGCUUUGUGAAACAGUCAUCUUACCCGAAUCCCUGGCCAGUACUUUUGGAAGUAGAAAAACUGUCGGCGUUUUCGAAUGUAAUUAGUAGUACUAUUGUUACAAUGACUGAAAUAAAGACUGGGAUAGGUCUUUCUCGCGUAUGGCUUAGACAAGCUCUAAUGCGGAAGCAACUUGGCGAAUACAUCCAAGUAAUCAUAGAUUAUAUUGGUACUCACAGUUCGGAUUACAAAUCGGAAGAUUCUUCGAAAGAUUGUGAGUCUAAAUCAAUAUCAAAUGCAGCACAAAAGUUUAAUUUAUUUACUACAUUCUAUGAACCCGGUGCCUUGCUUUUAAAUAACGAGGGGAUUGUUUUAACUGGACUGUUAGCAAGCUUAAAAUCCAUCGACUUUUGCUUCAUAUUGAAAGACAAUUUGUCCUACAUGGAUAGACCGUUGCAACCCAUACCAUAUCAUAUAUACUUACAAUAUAACUUGGAUAAACUUGAAAAACUGUAUUCAAAAGUGAAUUUAAUUUCUCAAGUGGAUUUGUCAGUGUCAAUUGAACAAAAAAAUUUCCUGGAAGACUUAUGCAACGCAUUGAAGAAACGUAUUGAUCGAGAAAAUGCAACUAAUCGGAAACUCAACAUGGAACUUGCAGAUCUCUCUAAGCAGAUGGAAAGCAUGAAACUUGAAAAUCAAAGUUUAUCUAUUGCUGUAGCGCAGUUAAAAAGGGAUAAAAUUGGUUUAACUACUUUACAAUCAGAAAAUGUGGAAGUAAUUAAUCGAGUGAGUCAAUUAGAAUCAGAGUUGAAGCAUUGCCAAAAGAGAAAUGAAGAAAAUUCUGAGCUUAUUGAAUCUCUCCGAAAUCAUUUGAAUGAAUCAAAUAAGCGUUGUAAACAGUUAACUCGAUAUCUAUCUGAUUCUCAGUCCUCACUUGAGCAUAAACAAACUGUGAUUAAACAACUAGAGGCGAAAUCUAAAGGUAUGACAAGUAUUAUUGAACAGAUGAAAGAAAGAAUAUCCAAUCUGAGUAAUGAUAAAGUUUCUCAGGAACGAGAUCUGUCCAUCUUACGUGAACAACUGUCCAACCUAGAGAUGAAAUAUGAUGAACAAUCGAGAGUAAUUGAAAACCAAGCAAAUCAAAUUGAAAGUUUGAAAGGUGAAUUGCAUCAAAAAACCACACAACUGAAUGAAUUGAAAGUUACUGCUGAAGAGUUGCCUGUCUGUAAAUCUAAUAUUGAAGAGUUAACGAAACAGCUUACUAAAUGGCGUAAACGAUGUGAAGAACAAGAAUGUAGCCUAACUGAAAUGGCUGAAAUUGUUAAUUCAACUAAACUUGAAGCUGAAAGUCUUCGCGAAUCACACAAUGCGUUUAAAGAUGCUCAAUGGGCAAAUGAUUCAGAAAAUCCCAACUGCUUUUUAUGCCAGAGUGCAUUCAGUGUUAGUCGUCGUCGGGUAGGCUGUCAGUUAGUCUCAUUGUUUUAAAUUUUUCAUAUUAUGAUUGUUUUUCUAUGCAACAUCUUUUUCUCCAAAGAACUUGAUAGAAACUCAAUUUUACACCAUAAUUUUAUUUAUCAGUUCGUUAAUAGAAUUAUCUAUUAGAGUUUCGCCAAAUAAAGCCUUUCUGUCUUGUAACCAUACCCUUUAAGUUAUUAACCCAUUAACUUUAGAAUUUAUCUGCUGAAUAUUGCUUUCCUAAUUGCAAUGAAUAAGACACAAGAUAUGAUUGAAUGUUAAUAGUGACAGGUAUAGAAUAGUGAUGCAAGCGAAAAUCAUGAAAACGAUGGAUGGUACCCGAGUGCAUUUGCAUAAAUACGAGUGAAACUAAGAAAGACCACAGGUUUCAUUGAUUAGUAACAUCUGAUAUCUGUUGCUUAAGUGACGAUUAUCAGUUCAGUCACUUGUAUAAUGCCUAACUCUAUGACGUUUAAAAAGACGAUACAUAUUAGUUAGGUCUUCUUUUUGUUGUGCAAUGCAGCCACAUACAUAUUUUUUCAGUUGAAAACGCCCAUAUGGAGUGAAACACGCUACUUUGAAGUGUUUAGUCUGCAUAUACUUAGGAUUGUUGUUUUGUUUUGUUUUCUGUGCUAACUUCCCCAGACAUACAUACAUAGUACAGUUGCAACACAUAUAUCCACUAUCGUAUUGUGUAACUGCUAUUUUGCUUCUACAUUCUAUUAAAUGAACUAAUUUGUUGCUGUUGUUUAGCUUACUUCCUAGUCACAAUGUUGUAUUGUGAAUAAAAUAAGAAUGGUAAAAUUUAGUUGCCGAAAAUAUUGCAAAAUCUAUAACUAUGCAAUAGAUAAGUCAAGCAAUAGAUAUGUUCAUCCUUUAAUUAGUCAUCAUCAGAGUAGCCGCAAUGAUGUUCUGUUAAGACAUAAAACCAAAUGUAUGUAAGUAGCUAUUUUGUGGGAGGAUGGUGCAAGAAUUAUAUUCGAGCUUCACUACUUAUUAAGUCUGAUUAAUUAGUGUAUGGUAUUGUUGGCGAAAAUAGUUGCUUUUUAAGGCUGUGAACACCAAGUUGGAAAUAUUCCUUUUAGAUAAUAUUGUUCAGUAAAGACCUGUCAGUUAAUUAAUUAGUUAAUAGGCUAGUUAAUUAGGAAUAGCCACACAUAAUAAGUGAAUGCUAACUAAUGAUAGUAUUCAGUUACCCAGGCUGAAAUAGGUGGCGUGGGACUCGAACCAAUCUCUCAGUUACAUUCUGGUUGUCAUCUUGAGUGUCUAUUGAAUUUUAUUAUUAUUCAUUUCUUGCCCUCCGAGUAGAACAUAUGACUUCAGAGGCACAUCAUCAUUUCCAGCUGGCCACAAGAUUUCAUUCCCUCUUCACCUGAACCACUACAUAUCAGCCUCGGACACCCAACCCAUCGCUUUCCACUUGUGUUUCACAUGAGGACCUAAUGUGUGAUAUAAUUCGAAGGUCAAUCUCCUCAGCGAAUAUCAAAUCCAACUCCAUUUGUUUUUGUAUAUUUGUUGGGCAAUAGAUUCUUGACUGGGUUCUCUGUAUGUCAGUGUUACUUGUCAGUUAUCCUUCCCAGUCAACCAUCUUCUUUGUAGUAUCAAAACAAGGCAAGUGUUGAUGAUGGUCUACCGUAGUCUGUUGGAAAUGAUUUUGGUGACGUGUACAGUAAGUCUCUGAACCACUUAAAAGCACUCACUUCAUAAAGGUGUUUAAAAUUUGGAUCUCAUUCUUUUUGUUGCGUGCUAUGUAUCUCCACACUGGUUUCAGAGUACUGAACGUAUUCAUAGGUAGAUACUUGGUACUCACUGUUAAAUUUGAAUGCUGUGAUUAUGUGACAGUCUAUGGUGAUUUUCUAUUACAUGCUCACACUAUACUCUUUUACAAAUCUUUGUUUUUCUUUUCUUUCUCAGCAUCACUGCCGUAACUGUGGACUUAUAUUUUGUCACGAAUGCUCUUCUCGAAAAAUGACCUUGCCAAGUUCUUCCAAACCUGUACGAGUCUGUGAUACAUGUCAUGCAUUGCUUUUACACAGGUACAAUGCUAAAUGAACUCUAAGGUUAUCAGAUGUAUGCCUUCAUAGCCAUUCUAGAUAACACACAUUGUCGUAAACUGUCCCAAGAAUAAGUUUCUCUUGACAUAUGCAUAAUAAACCAAUGUGAUGUGUAUUUUUUACUUUUAACGAUUUGUGCAUUUGCCAGUUUUCCUUUGUUUUCUUCUAUACAUUGAAAAUAACCGUGUACAUAUAUGCAUUCUUUGUAACUUGUUACUUAUCAAAUAUAUUUUUUCUGCUUCUGUAAUCCUUGAUCUGAAAUUAAAACUUAUAAGGGUUAUGUUUAGAGUAGUUUCACCGUCUGUUACCUUUUGAUUUCUCAUCAAUCGUAUUAUCUUCUGAAGGAAAAGACAGGAUGCUUAUUAGACACCGACUGAUGCAUAUUCUUAGUGUUGAAAUU
Molecule: messenger RNA, 4357 nt
Organism: Trichobilharzia szidati
Lineage: Eukaryota; Metazoa; Platyhelminthes; Trematoda; Strigeidida; Schistosomatidae
Source: the annotation of a GenBank genome assembly